AUGAACAUGCGGGAGCGGUUCGAUGUCGCCGUUAUCGUCGAACGCUCGCUUGGGGGGGUGCUGGGAUCCGUGUCAAGAACCGUUUCUACACGGAAGCCCUCGACACGCUCAGAGUUGGCCCUCUCCGCGUUGGAGGAAGCAGCAGCGAUCCCCGGGCGAGUUCUUCUUUCCGAUUCGAACACGCGACCGCCGCUGGAGGAGGGUGAGGGCGAUGAGGAUCGUGGGAUUGACGGGCGGCAUCGCAUCCGGGAAGACCACUGUCUCCAAUCUCUUCAAAUCCCAUGGCGUCCCCGUCGUGGACGCCGACCUCGUCGCCCGUGAUGUUGUAAGAAAGGGGACUGGUGGUUGGAAAAAGGUUGUAGCAGCAUUUGGGGAUGAUAUUUUACUAGAAAAUGGAGAAAUUGAUAGAGCAUGCCUGGGUCAAAUUGUUUUUUCUGAUGCUACAAAACGUCAACUUCUAAAUCGUCUAUUAGCUCCAUAUAUUUCUUUUGGCAUUUUUUGGGAGGUGGUGAAGCUAUGGAUCAGGGGGUCUAAGGUUAUCAUUCUUGACGUCCCAUUGUUGUUUGAGGCUAAAAUGGACCAAUGGACAGCUCCUAUUAUUGUUGUAUGGGUUGAUCCUGAAACUCAGGUAACACGCCUAAUGGCAAGAGAUGACAUAUCUCAAGAACAAGCCAAAAACAAGAUUCAUGCUCAGACUGCACUAGAUUGGAAGAAGACAAAGGCGCAUAUGGUCAUCGAUAACUCAGAUGUUUCGGAAUGUUCAGCAGGUCAAGACAUGAACAUAAGAACUAAUCUGUGAAAUUCAUCACUGGACAUCAAAUAUGCUGCUCCAUUAUCGACAUUUCCUCCUAUUAUUUUUUCAACCUCAGAUACUUGAAAUCUUGCAAGACCUAAUUAAGGUUAGCCAGGGCUCAAAGGAAGCAAUGUUAGAUAUCAAUGGAGCUUCAUUCACCUGACCGCUGCUAGAAAAGACCUUUUUUGUCCGCUAUAUCUAUGAAUAUUACUCAUAUAACUUUCUAUGAGUUGCUCUUACCUCCGGAUGCCAUACUGCAGUGCAGGGCAUGCUCGAAAGUUUAAGCAGAGUAAGAUCUUGAUAUCACUUGUAUAAUUUAUGCCUUUGAAGCUUUGGGGAAUCAUAUUUUGCAGAGGAGGCGACAUAUCUACGAAAGGGAUUAUGGUUUUGGUGUCAAAAGGAAAUAUGUGAAUGUCAAUGUAAGCAAUAAGAAACCAUCAAGGCCGCCGGUUUUACUUGACAUUAGCAGUUAUAUAUUUUUUUGAUGCUUGGUGUCAAACAGUUGUCCUGAGGACUUGGUCGCAGGUUUGUACACAUUGACCAGAAGGGUUCAUGGUAGAUGAUUUUCUUUU
Molecule: messenger RNA, 1365 nt
Organism: Elaeis guineensis (African oil palm)
Lineage: Eukaryota; Viridiplantae; Streptophyta; Magnoliopsida; Arecales; Arecaceae
Product: dephospho-CoA kinase
Biological process (GO): coenzyme A biosynthetic process
Molecular function (GO): dephospho-CoA kinase activity; ATP binding
Source: RefSeq, a predicted model, not a curated record